CCAUCUAUCGGCACAAAUUCGACGAAAGAAACAAUUUGUUAUUUCCGAAGAAAAUUAAUUAAAUCGUUUAAUUUAGAAACUUUUCUUCUGCAUUCUAUUUAUUCUAUGAAAUGUACAAAUAAAAAUUUUUGUAAACUUUACUCUUAAUCAAUUUAGGUGUGACAUGGUCAAUAACCUGAAACCUGAGUGCUCGUUUGCGUUAUGGUAUCCUCUGUUUUGCAAAGAUUCUCUGAAAGCUACGAUUAUUCACAUUCCUGAUGAGGUACUCAAAUACUUGAAAUAUGACGCUUUCGUUUUACCCGUCGAAGCAAUAAAUUCCACGUUACAAAACGCAGAAUGGAUGGAUGGGUCUCCAAUAGCGAGUGACGAGCAUUUGUGCGAGACUCAACCAACGUUCCCACAAUUCAGCCAACAAAUUCAGAAUGUCAUAGACGAGUAUGGUGCAGUCUUUAUAAAAUGUAAUUGGAGUUCACCUCUGGAUGCGACCUGGGUUGCACCGACCAAAACAUUGAAAUGCAAAACUCUAGAAGAAGUGUACUUGUUGUUGAAAAGUUCAGAUAGGAUCGCCAAAGAUCUGAAUACUGCGGAGAAUUAUGUAGAUCAUGAAACUCCUGUGAAAUCUUGUCUUAUCUUAAAACAAUGGAGGGAUAUCAAUCCUUGCACAGAAUUCCGAUGCUUUGUAAUAGAGAAUGAACUUAUAGCGAUUAGCCAACGAGAUAUAUCGCAAUAUCAUAGUUACAACGAAUCAGAAAAAUACAAUAUUCAAACAGAUAUCAAAAGUUUAUUUACGGAACGUAUUAAAGAGAGGUUCCCUUUGAAUAACUAUUCGUUUGAUGUUAUACGGUACAAGAAAGAGAAAGUAAAGAUAGUUGACUUUGGCCCUUUGGACGAAUCUGUUACCAAAGGCACCCUCUUUACUUACGAGGAAUUGCAGAACCUGGAGGAAAAUAUUCCAGAAUUUAGGUUCAUCGGCGAGGAAAUUGGUAUUCAACCAAAAGCUACAAAUCACUUUUGCAUUCCACAGGAAAUAAAUGAAUUUUUUCAAUCCAAUGAAAAUUCUACGUUAUUGGACAUCAUUCAACGAGAGGUGGAAAGUCAACGGAAAAAAUAUGAAAACGCAAAUUCUAACAGCGUGGAAUACGAUUGAUAUGCGUCUAAAAAGAAAAAAAAAGAGAUUAUUAACAAAUAAAUAAUUGUGGAAUCAGAAAAUCAUUUUUAAAUACA
Frieseomelitta varia is the source of this 1224-nucleotide messenger RNA. RefSeq names its product cell division cycle protein 123 homolog. The record is from RefSeq and is a predicted model, not a curated record. The coding region runs from base 164 to 1147 and encodes 327 amino acids. The transcript is spliced from 6 exons. Gene Ontology annotation, cellular component: cytoplasm. Lineage: Eukaryota; Metazoa; Arthropoda; Insecta; Hymenoptera; Apidae.